Molecule: messenger RNA, 2412 nt
Organism: Lactuca sativa (garden lettuce)
Lineage: Eukaryota; Viridiplantae; Streptophyta; Magnoliopsida; Asterales; Asteraceae
Source: RefSeq, a predicted model, not a curated record
UUCAUGCAAGAAAGUAUAAAGAAGUUAUACUAUUGUGAACCAGGUAAGCCCUUAAUAUUUGGGAUAACUGCUAUCGCUAAUGAUGAGGACUAUGGUGGUUUCAUUUUUCAUGCAUAUGGGACAGAUGGUAAAAUUUGUAUGUAUGUGGACCAUGAUGGUCAAGGAAUAGAAGAUUGGUUUGGUUCUGAAAUAGAAGAGGAGGAUGGAGAUGAUUCUUGCAUUGAUGGUGGUGAGAAUGAGGACUAAAUUGAUAGCCUAACAGAUGUGGAUGUGGACUUUAAUGAGGACAUAGUCACUAUGAAUAGGACAAAGGGUGAUGAAUUUCUAAAUAGAUCAUGUGGCGAAGAUGAAGAGGGAAAUGAUAACAACAUAAAUGAUCAUGAUGGGCAUGAAGAGGAUGCCAAUGUAACUAAACAACAUUCCAUUUUUAAUGAGUUAGUUCCAUGGAAAAAGCAGAUCCCAAUACUUGGUAUGAGGUUCAAAGAUCCAUCUCAAUUAAAAUCAAUGUUAUGCAACUAUGUUGUUGCGAAUGGGUACCAACUUUGCUUUGAGAAAAAUGAUAGGAAAAGAUUGUUGGUUAAGUGUUGCAAGGGUGAGUGCUCAUUUAGGUUGUGGGCAUCUUGGAUGAGUGAUGAAGCAAGCUUCCAAAUUAAGUCUUUAAAGCCAGUCCACAAAUGUGCAAGGAACUACAAGUUAGGGUCCAUGGUCACUUAUGCUUGGAUAGGGAGUCAUUAUACAAGAGAGUUCUUACUUAGACAAAAGAUGAGUGUUAGAAAGCUAAGAAUAGCUGUGUCACAGAAGUUUGGCAUUCAUGUUAGUGUUGGUCAAUGCAGGAGAGCUAAGAAAUAUGCACUCCAACUAAUAGAUGGCACCCUAGUUGAACAUUAUGCAAAGUUAUGGUCAUAUGCAGAAGAGAUUAGGAGAUCAAAUCCAGGUAGCACUGUGAAGCUUGAUGUAAAUCAUAUGCCAAAUGGGGAGAACUACUUUAGUAAGUUCUAUGUUUGCUUUGAUGCAUUGAAGAAGAGGUGGAAGGAGGGAUGCAGGAAGAUAAUAGGUUUAGAUGGUUGUUUCCUUAAAGGGAUCUGUAAAGGGGAGUUAUUAUGUGUUGUUAGAAGGGAUGCAAACAAUGGGAUUUAUCCUAUUUCAUGGGCAGUAGUAUGUGUGGAGAAUAAGGAAAAUUGGAGGUGGUUUUUGGAUUUACUCAUUGAUGACUUAGGACUUAAUUUGGGCUAUGGAUACAAUGUAAUAUCUGAUCAACACAAGGGUUUGAUUGAGGCUGUGAAAGAACUCCUUCCUUAUGUAGAGCAUAGGCAGUGUGCCAAGCAUAUUAGCCAAAACCUUAGGAAAAGGUAUAGUGGUGCUCAAUAUGAAAGCAUUUUCUGGAAGGCAUGUAAAGCAACAACAGAGGUAGAUUUUAAGGUUGCCAUGAAAGAGCUUGAAGUGCUAGACCCAAGUGCUCAUCACCAUGCUAGAGGAGUUGAGGAUGGUCUAAGACAUUACCAAGUCUUACCUAGUGGACUAAAUCAGUUUGAAGUAAGAGGAACUACAGAUGCUUAUGAAGUGGAUCUUGAAGAAAGAACUUGCUCAUGCAGGCUAUGGCAGCUUAAUGGAAUCGGUUGUGUCCAUUAUGUUGCAGCUAUUAGUGUUAUGAAUAGGGAUGUAGAGUCAUAUGUGGACAAAAUGUUUAGUAGCAUCACUUAUAUGAAGGCUUACAAGUUUAGGUUAGCACCUAUGAAUGGAAGUAAUUUGUGGCCUGCAACUGAUUACACCCCACCUUUACCUCAUGUUCGUAGAGCUAUGCCUGGGAGACCUGCAACUAAAAGGAAAAGGGAUGCAACAGAAACCCCAAACCAGUCAAGUAAAAAAUCAAAGACAACUACCCAAACACAAAACAAAGGUAAGGAGCAGGUGAAGGUAUCCAAGGCUGGUAAAAAACAAAAAUGUAGUCUUUGUAAGAUUGAAGGACACAACAAAAGAGCUUGUACUUUAACAAGGCCUCCUAAAACCAAAGCUAAAAGAAAAACAAAACAUGGUGUAGCUGAAGCUCUCAAUGAGGAUGAAAGUAAUCAAUCUAAUGCAGUCAAUGAUGGAGGAGCAGUAAAUGAUGGUGGAGAAGCAGUCAAUGAUGGAGGAGCAGUAAAUGAUGGUGCAGAAGCAGUCAAUGAGGUGCAUGUGCAACAAGACUAUGAUGAGGUGGAACUCACUCCUUUGGAGUUUGAUGCAUCAGCUAAUGGAGAACCUAGUCAGGUUCAUGUGCAAGAACAGGAGGCUAGAGAAACACCACUUGCAACCCUGUUGAAGAAAAUCAGGAGGAAGAAAUCUGAAAGGAUUAUCAAGUUGAAACUGGGCAAGAAAGUUGGUGGAAAUGAUGCACCUGGGAAUUCAGAAGCUAAACCUGUUACUCUAGAAUAA